AUGGGCGACCUCAACCUACCGAUGGACCUGUACCGCGAUGCGGAAAAUCCACACCACAGCCUCACUGUUGGGCGUGUCGAUUGCCUUGAGUGGCUUUCUGCCCUUCGGGUCAUCGACGCAUGGCGCAUGCACCACUCCGACGAUAGGACCUAUUCAGGACCACACAGCACCACUCGACUGGACUACAUUCUGGUCGAUGCGCACCUGGUACACGACUGCUAUGUAUCCAGUGAGUACCAGCGGCCUGGCGCGCACGUUGCUGGCGACCACGUGAUCCAUUCGGUUGUGCAAGAUAACGUCAAUCAAACGAUGGGAAAAGGAUAUUGGAAACUCCCCAAAGAGUUGCUUCAGUACCCGCAGAUUCGAGAGGCCAUCGCAGCAGAGGCAUCGCGUCUCCUAGAAACUAUUCGUGCCGCGAAUUACCCAGGUGUUGUAUGA
This is a messenger RNA of Aphanomyces invadans, 438 nucleotides long. RefSeq lists its product as hypothetical. The transcript has a single exon. Lineage: Eukaryota; Oomycota; Saprolegniomycetes; Saprolegniales; Verrucalvaceae. The coding region runs from base 1 to 438 and encodes 145 amino acids. The record is from RefSeq and is a predicted model, not a curated record.